ACUUCUCCGUAUAUCUCAAGUUCUUUAUCUCUCUCUCAAAACAAUUAUUAAAGAGAGCAAGAAGAGUAAUUAUAAUGAAGAAUGGCAAGUGUGAAGAGGGUGCCUUACCCAAAGUCUCUUGUUCUUUGCCAUUUCCUUCUAUUCUUCUUGAUACUAUGCACUUGAGGAAACAGUUACAAGAAAAGGUAGUUAUGAAAGGAGUGAUUUUUUACUAAGACCCCACCAUUAUUGUUGAUGGAUCUGAAACCUCCGAAGAGAGGUGCACCUGGAGUCCCUCGUGUGGCUCGUGUUGAUGGUGCUGAUGGGAUUUCCUCAUUAUUAUAAUUCUCCAUUAUUAUUACCCCUCUCAAUCUCUUUAAUAAUUGUUUUGUUCUGUUCUUUAGCUAAUUAUUCAAAUAGUUCUUGUUCUGUUCUUUGGUGUGAAUAGAGCCUUCUCUCUGAAUUGAUAAAAAACAGUCUGAUUGCAAUUUAUGAGUUAUGCAUGAAUGUAGGCCUCAUAUAUUAAAUAGGAAGUUACCCUUUCAAGAGAAAUUUUUGAAUAUUCUAAUAAAAUAAUUAGAGUGUGCUUGAUAUAUGGGAUAAUCUCCUUGAAUUAUAGUAAUACUGGAUUAAAUUACAUGAAUUUAGUGUUAUUGUAUUAUUAUAUUUAGUGGCAUUCAGAAGAUUUAUACUUUUCUGGGGUCAAGAGUGGUUCAAACUUCAAAGCAUUUACGAUAAUAAAUCAACAAAAGCAACAUCAUGUGCAAAAUGCCUGCAUUCAACGGAGACAUUGCAGCUUGUUGGAGAAAAAGAAACAGUGCCUUCCUGCUUCCAUUCAAAACAUCACCCUUGUUUUGCAUGCUGUACCUCUUUACAAUCUCCCAUGUAUUGAAUAAAAUAAUCAAUUAGUUCCAUACUCCUAAGAACUUAGGAGUAAUAUUAUUUGUACAACAAAAGUUAAUAACUUUAUUUAGAAUACUAAUUUCCUUCCUAAUAUUUAUAUGAACUACCAACUAAGUUUUCUGCUAAAGACAAACACAAAUAGCAUUUCUGGCUCCAAAGAUCAGACAGUGAAGAUUGGAGUAUCAUAGAGCACAAAUUCAGCUCAAAAAAUUUUGCAAGCUGUUAACUUUUUCAAGUUCUGAAUUGUAAUAUACUCAAAAGGGUCAUAAAAAUUUCAAUGGCUUAUGGUGAUAGAAACAGAGGAUCCUCUGUUUUUGAUGGGUUCACUCUGAGUCCCCUGCCAUAUCCUGUUCUGCUGAUCCUAGCACUGAUCCUAAUCUUCCUUGGAGUUUCAUGGUACUUUUCAUAUGAAGAAGUUGUUGAAAGUGCUCAAGUGCAAUUGGGGUGGUUACUAUUUGCCACUCCAGUUCUGCUUAUACUCAUAGUUCGUUGGUUGUCAUCAAUGGAAAACACUGAGUGGUUCUCCGGUUGGGACAGACGCCGGAGAACCACCCAGGGAUCCUUGGAGGGGAGCUCGCCAUGGGGUGUGGCUGCCUUGAUUGUUGUGUUGCUUAUAUUGAUGCAAUAUCAAUCCAUUUUUCGUGAUAACUGGUUUGUUUGAUUUUAAGUCCAAACCACUUAAAGACAAUUCAAGGGGAAUCAAGCAUACAUAUAUUACUUGAACCAACUAUCUUGGUUGGUUGGUUAGUUUGAUUUGGAACUCCUACUUUAGAUGCUUGUUUUUUUAGGAGAUUGUAUUUUGUUUUUUUAUAUGAAUAGUGUAGAAGGUGCUUUUGUAUGUA
This is a messenger RNA of Arachis duranensis, 1724 nucleotides long. RefSeq lists its product as uncharacterized. NCBI's taxonomy places the organism in Eukaryota, Viridiplantae, Streptophyta, Magnoliopsida, Fabales, Fabaceae. Bases 1160 to 1543 code for a protein of 127 amino acids. The record is from RefSeq and is a predicted model, not a curated record. The transcript has 3 exons.